This is a messenger RNA of Symbiodinium pilosum, 720 nucleotides long. The record is from the annotation of a GenBank genome assembly. Lineage: Eukaryota; Dinophyceae; Suessiales; Symbiodiniaceae.
AUGCAUUGCCAUGCAGGUCGUUCCAAAGGGCAGUCCAUAUGGAAGCAAAGCAGCUCUGGGCUACUUUGCUGCAUUCCCCCUCCUCCUAGAAGAUGGGAUGUUACCUGGUUCUCCGCCAAGGAUGCUGGGGCAUACACCGAAGCCAGCAAGGGCAGCCCAUCCGCACCAGGCAGCAACGAAAUCCAGUUCAACAAGCGGGAUGACAAGGUCAUUUGCCUGAGCACUGCAGUCAUUGAUGCCCUUGGCAAGAAAGCCCAAGCCAUGAAGGUGUUGGAUACACAGUUGGGCGAUUUUGGCUGGGGCGUGAAGAAGUUAUUGGAGGAGCAGCUGGGCCUGACUCUGACGAAACGAACGCCGGGCAUGCUGUCGUGCUACGACGGGAAGAGCGUUCCGGAUGCACAGUAUGGGUUCCACGUGGACAAUCCAUACAUGACAAAUAUGGCAGUGCCAGACGAUGGCAGGAGGUUGACGCUUGUCUACUACAUUGCCGACGGGGCAUGGGACGUUGAAAAGGAUGGAGGUGCUUUUCAGGUGUGCCUCUCCAACCCAAGACGCGCGCCCAGCUCCACAGCUGAGGCCUUGACUCACGAUCUUUUCACGGUGGCACCGGAAGGGGACACACUGGUGGCGUUUUUCUCGCACACUAUGUACCAUGCAGUGCUACCGGUGACCGGCACGAAGCCACGCUUUGCGUUGUCUACCUGGUUCAUGGGCUGCUGA